AUGCAAGCUGUCGCCCCCUCCCAGCAGACCAUCCCGUGCUACCCGCCGUUGUCGGCAGUCCCCAGCCCCAUGUCCAGCACUAAAACCAACCAAAUGAAUACGUUCGUCUUCUCGUUCGAGGACGUUCUGGCGCCCAUGUCGUUCCUGGCGAAGCGCGUCGGGCUGCAGCCCACCAGGUCCUGCCUGGAGGCUGCGAAGACAUUGUACCUGCAGGACCGAUACCUGCAGCAGGCUCUGACAUCCGUGGAGGAAGAAGCCAUCGAGUUGCUGCGCACUGCGGUUGCUCUCGGCCCUGUCUUCGUGGUGACGGAGAAGAGCCUCCGGUACAUGGAGACCACGUGCGCCGCCUUCUUCCCGAGACUGGCGCAGUGGCUGGCCAGCGCCAACUCGGCGCAGCUCCGAGUGCGCGUGAUCGCUGCGCCCCAGAAGUUCGCCAACGUCGUGGAGAGCUCGGCGUGGCUGGCGCGCAUGUACCAGCAGAUCGUGAAGCUCGUGGUGUGUGAUGCACACGGCGACUCGACUCUGACCGCGGCGUCUUUGAAUCUCGCCCACCAGUUGCUACAGCGCCGCGACACCGGCGCGCUGAGUCUCGUGAGCGUCAGCGCGUCUGCUACAGCCCAGAUAGCGAGCGUCCGGGCCUUCGACGUGGCCCCGUUCCUCAUUCCGAAGGGGGUGCACGUUCCUGGAGGAGACCCAGCCAGCGCCCUCAACCUCGAGCACUUCUUCGCCCAGCUGCGCACGCUGCAAGGCUACGUGGGCGUCGCUGCAGCCCACGGCAGCGCCUUCUCCAUGUCGCUGUAG
This is a messenger RNA of Phytophthora sojae, 801 nucleotides long. RefSeq lists its product as hypothetical. Bases 1 to 801 code for a protein of 266 amino acids. The record is from RefSeq and is a predicted model, not a curated record. The transcript has a single exon. Lineage: Eukaryota; Oomycota; Peronosporomycetes; Peronosporales; Peronosporaceae.